GGUGAGUGAGGUGCCCGAGUGGUGUGCGGGCACGGCGGGGCGCUGCUGUGGGGCUGCUGGGGAGUUGUGAGUGCCGCAGGGGCGUGGUUGAGGGCGCGGCCGCUGGCUACACCUGGAAAAAAGUUGAUUUAACAGUAGCCAAGGAGUAGCUGAUGAGAGCACUGCCCACGACCACCACACGCUCCACCCUACACAGUGAGUCAUGGAUGGGCACGGCCAGGCGGAAAAGGAAGCUAGUGAGGUGCUGCGUUCGUUCAACAUCCUCGGGGCACCUCGCUCCACCCCGAACGAGCCACAGAACUUGUCCACCAGCACAUCCCAACCAAUGGUGAUGGUGCCGCCCCAUCCCCCGCCCCAGUGGCACAUCCACCCCCAGCCGGUGCACAUCAUGACAUACCAGCCACAAGUCAACCCACCAACUUCUCAAAGUGACACAAACAGUAACCAACCCCCCAAUGGCCAGCAGCAGCAACAACAGCCACAGCAGCCACAGCAACAACCACAGCAGCAGCCACCACAGCAACAACAGCAGGGCCCUCCACAGCUGACUCACAUGACUGCCGAUCAGCUGUCACAACUGCAGUCGGCGCCACUAGAGCACUCCAUCUGGUCCACCAAUGACAUGGAUGGACAGAAUGGCAUGAACUCCAGUUAUCCCAUGGGUGAGCUGCCUGGCCAGGAGGGAGACACCACUCUCAAUGCCAAUGACAUCACGGAGGAGGAGCAUGAAACCAAGCCCAAGAUCAAAAAGGAGGUAAAGAAGAAACGGAAACUUGCGGAUCUUUUAGCAGAAGGUAUUGAUCCCACCAAACUCGAGGAGAACAGCGACCAGGUGAGGGAACGCUUCGGCAAAGGCUGUGAGUGUGAGGGUGACAACUGCUUCAAGAACAUGAACCCCGAAUUUGUGUUCCGGCAUCGGCUGAACAUUGCUGAACUGACCAAGAACGAGCACGACAUGUACCUGAUGGGCGUGACGAUGGCUUGCCUGGCCAACCCGGAGGAGACGUCGCGGCACAAGGAGAGGAAGAGGCUGAGGGCAUCAUAUGUGUUCCAGGGCAAGAAGGUGUGCCUGGAUGCCUUCCUCUACUUGGAGAACUGCACCCACUACCAGCUCAAGGCCAUCCGGAAACACGUCAUGGUGAACGGCGUCACUCCAAGAGUUCACGGCAACCACGGAAAGAAGCCGCCCAACACCUUCCCCCUGGACACCUACCAGCACGCCGCCGCCUUCCUGCAGAGCUAUAUUGCCCGCUACUCCCCCAACACCAACACCCCCAAGAAGCCCAACAAGUCUGGCAAGUCUCCGCCCGUGUACCUCCCGGCAGACAUAACGCGCAAGAAGAUCCACAACGCUUACAAGGAGUACUGUGAGCACUUCGAGCCUGAUGUGAAGGUGAUGGGCUACUCCUCCUUCAGGCACUUCAUGAAGGAGCAGUUUCCCAACGUCAAGUUCUUCCGUAUGGAUAAGAAGGCUGAGCGGCCCCUCGGCCAGAGUGACGAUGAUGAUGAUGAUACUGAGGCUGCUGCCGCUGCUGCAGCUGCAGCAGCAGUUGUUGCUCAAAACCCAGCGGCCACCACACAGGAGCAGCAGCAGCAGCAGGCACAAGCACAGCAACAACAGCAGCAAGCACAGCAACAGCAGCAACAAGCACAACAGCAGCAGCAAGCACAACAGCAACAACAACAACAGCAGCAGCAACAGCAGCAACAGAAUCAAAGACAAGAUCAACAAAGGGUAGAACCUGGUGCCCAGCAGGUGAUGCAGCAGCAGCAACAAACAGCGCAGCAACCCCAGCAGGAGCCUCCCAAGGACGCCCGCAACACUCCCCCGGUGACUGCAGCCUCAGUGGCCCCGUCUGCACACCCACCCGGGGCCCCUGUCUCCAUGGCCCACGCCCCCAUCAGUACUAAUUACCCUGCCUACUCUCAUGUUCAGUUGCCACUCAACCUACAGACUCAGCAGCCUCUCUACUCUGCCUCCUGCAUGCAGCCAGGAAUGUUUGCACCCGGCCAAGCCCCCACACAGGUCCGGCCCACGGGCUUCCCCUACACCAGUCUCUAGGCAGCCAGGGCAAGCCAGAGAUGUUGUGUGGCUGUGGAGUGCCACUGGCAGCCAGGGGUGUAGCGGUGCUGGCUCUGGGCACCGUUCAGGCAUUGGUGCUGAUGGCUGUGGCUGUCACCUUGGUGUGGGGUUAUCCUGCCACCAGUGGCCUCCUGGGGUAUGAGUGGGUAGAGAGGAGGGCAUUACAACACACAUUGCCACCAAGACGGUACCCUACUCGUGUGGCAGUUGGUGUCACUCCUUAUCCUCCAUUCAUCUACAGUCCUGCUUUGCCAAACCAGUACAGCCUCAUGCACAGCUCUCAUCUUUUUUUGUACCUUCAGCCAAGUGCCACCCAUCAUCUCAGUCCUCAAUGCCAUGCAGAUAUGCAGCUGCAACACAACACAGACCUACAACAGGUGUUCACCGAGCCGGCCCACAUCACACUGCACCAACACACCAGUACCAUAACCUUGCAAUCAAGACUUCAGGAAAACUAGGUAGUUGAAGCCAGGAUGAAGACUACGUGCCUGUACCCCAUCUCAUCAUGCCAUCAUCCCGGUCCACCUCAUCACACCAUCACACACCGCCGCCGCCGCCGCCACAGCAUGGGUACCCCAGCCGACGUUUUUUUGAGUGCUGGACGUUCGGUUGUCAUUGUAUACCACAGCGACUCUGUUAUGCAUGAAGUUCCAAGCCACUGUAUAGGCCUUAGCUUUCCCAGUACUUUAGACUUAGGUGAUAACAUGAACAGAUAAGGUUUCUAGGUUAUUUUUUGAUGACUUUCCAUUCCAGGUGGGCAUUACUUUUCCAUAUCCAGUUGCCAAUAGUUGCCUCUGAGAGGGAGAAUGUUGGUGGCAAGGGGAGAGGCUGGUUCCCAUCCACUGAGGACAUGGCAGCUCCUCUCCCCUCUCCACUGUGGUCAUGGGAGGGGGGAGGGCCUCAGAGAAGCCAUAAGGUACUAUUUCCCAGUUAUGGGGGAGAGGUGGGUAGAGUAGGCAGGGGUUAGUAGGGGAGGGGCAAAAAAUGGUGAACUUGUAUACGCAGCCAAUAUAAUUUUUAUUCUUAUUUAUUAAAACAAGUGCCAAAACAGGAGAAACAGCUGCAGGCUUCCAGUGGCACUGUCAAUGGUUCCUGCAGAAUUUUUGCAUCUUAAGGUGACCAAUAGACAGAUGUCAAGUGCAUCUGACCAGACACAGCGUAGAGGCAGCAGUGUACACUGUGCUGACUGACUGCCUUUGGUCGUGGCUUGUGCCUGGACGAGCCCUUUGCUAGCACGUCCUUCUUGAUGGAUAUUCUUUUACAAAUUGUCUCACCUGCAAGGGUUGAUACUUUCAGGUUUUGUUUACUAUUUUGAGUCCUCUGUAUGUUAUCCUAUGGUACAUUUGUUGCUUGCAGGAUUUCUCUAGUUUUUGUACUGAUUGAUUUGGCACAAAAUGGAAUCUCUGGUUAUGACCUGUUUAUCUCUUAAUGCAAGGGCAGGAACUGCUGUUCCUCUUUUAUGGUGAGAGGCUAAAACUAAUCUUAUACAUUCCAUAUCAUUGUGAAUGUGCAAUUUUGUGUGUAUUUAUUCUAGCUUUGGAGGCCAAAUUGGUUUCUUUUGCUAUGGCGUAUUCACUCAUUCAUGUUGUGCUGACACUUGUGUUUGAGCCACAAGGGCAAGGCGACUGCAAUGCAAGGAAAACGUGCUUGGCAUUUGUACUGUUCAUUUUUUAUUAUGUAAUUUAUCAUAAGCCUGAGUAAGCAUGAACUUGGUCUUGUGUGAGGAAUGAAUGCACCGUGUUUGUAGACCUUCCUGCGUUACCACACCGGUACUUUCACCUCUGCGUGUCUCUUUUUUUCCCCCUAGUGGUGAGCAUCUUCCUCAUUAUUUACAUUUGCAUUUUUCCCAUCAGCUAUUCUCAUCCACAUCUGUGAGCAAGUGAGUAAUGACAAAGAGGAGGAGGAGGAGGAGGUUGUUGUUUGAGGAUUGCAGUGGUUGUGUCGCUCAAGGCUGGGCUACUCAGUGCCCCGCUCUGAUUGUAGUUGGUCAAAGGGUUGGCCUGGUUUGAUAUUAUCACACAUAACUACAUCCGGCUGCUCUCUGCAUCUACACAUUCAAAUUCACUGUUUUUUUCUUGACGGUUUUAGAUAUUUUUUGUUAGUUUGUACUGAGACUUCAGGUGAGGUGAUGGAGAUUACUGUUCUACAUUCUCCUGUCAAAUUAUUUUAUGUUCUCACUGUGGUCACAUUUUUAUAUCAACAGAGCAUCUUAUGUGGACUUGUCUUCCUCAUACUAUACUGCUCUCCCUGUGUGUGUGUGUGUGUGUGUGUGUGUGUGUGUGUGUGUGUGUGUGUGUGUGU
Portunus trituberculatus (swimming crab) is the source of this 4384-nucleotide messenger RNA. RefSeq lists its product as uncharacterized. The record is from RefSeq and is a predicted model, not a curated record. Lineage: Eukaryota; Metazoa; Arthropoda; Malacostraca; Decapoda; Portunidae.